AUGGCCACUCACCAAGCCAUCAUCCUCCCCGAAAUCAACUCACCACUCACCCUCGCCUCACCCUAUCCUCGCAUACUACCGCGCAAUCCUCACCGGCAAACUCCCCUACCCCUUCCCCUCCCCUUCACCCCUGGCGCAUCCCCAAUCGGCCGCAUCGAGGCCACCGGAUCGGACACAACAAUUCUCAAACCCGGCCAACUAGUGUACGUCGACCUUACCGUACGCGCACGCGAUGACCCUCUCAAGGAACAAGGCACCGCCAUCCUCCAGGGUCUCUUCGGAGGUAUAACCCCCGAAGCGCGCAUCCUAUCCGAAAACGACUGGCGGCAUGGCUCGUGGGCGGAGAAACAGAUCGUCCCGCUGGAGAAUGUGCAUGUUCUCGAUGAAUCGCUGCUGUGUGAGCAGAUGGGCUAUUCACCGGCACGGCUAACCUGGAUCAACACCCUGCUUGUUCCGUAUGGCGGAUUACUGUCGGGGGCACUGCAGCCGGGGGAGACGGUGAUUGUGUGUUUUGCGUCUGGGCAUUUCGGUGGUGCGGCGAUUGAUGUUGCGCUUGCCAUGGGGCGGGGAGGUUCCCUGGAGAAGAUCCAGGGUGGCUAUCCAAAGGGAAAGGUAGUCGGGGUUGCGACGGAGGGUCUCGAUGGGACUUCCCUGAAAGAUGCGAUGAAGAAAGCCACUCCUCGCGGGCUUGGUGCGGAUCUGUUCCUUGAUUUUACUCCAGCGUCUGCUGCAGAGGGGCAGAAAUGGAUACACAUCUCCUCUGCGAUAUCAGCGUUGAAGGCUAACGGUCGUGCGGUUCUUAUGGGUGGUGCUUCGGAUGCGGUCAGCCUGCCUUAUUCAGAGCUCAUGAUGCGUAAUAUCACGGUGAAGGGGAAUUUUAUGUUUGACGGAACUGCUCCUGCGAAGUUGAUCCGGCUCAUUGAGAUGGGGAACUUGUCGUUGUCCAGAUUCCACGACAUUGAGUUUAAUUUCAAGGACUAUGAAAGGGCGAUUGACGAGGCUGCCACGAAGACUGCUGGUGACUGCGGUGUGGUCUUGAUCCACAAAGGAUAG
Molecule: messenger RNA, 1053 nt
Organism: Aspergillus novofumigatus IBT 16806
Lineage: Eukaryota; Fungi; Ascomycota; Eurotiomycetes; Eurotiales; Aspergillaceae
Product: putative isopropanol dehydrogenase
Exons: 3
Coding region: 1-1053 (350 amino acids)
Source: RefSeq, a predicted model, not a curated record